Messenger RNA from Orussus abietinus, 3973 nucleotides. RefSeq names its product wolframin (gene wfs1). Bases 212 to 2818 code for a protein of 868 amino acids. Gene Ontology annotation, molecular function: protein binding. The transcript is spliced from 7 exons. The record is from RefSeq and is a predicted model, not a curated record. Gene Ontology annotation, biological process: endoplasmic reticulum unfolded protein response; calcium ion homeostasis. Lineage: Eukaryota; Metazoa; Arthropoda; Insecta; Hymenoptera; Orussidae. Gene Ontology annotation, cellular component: endoplasmic reticulum membrane.
AAUUGGGAGAUUGCUCACGGAAUAAGAGAUGUUAAAUAAUGUUUAUUAUCAAAGUGAUGAGUUGGGAGCAGAGAUGAGGAGGAUCCCUGAAUUAGACCGCCAUUGGGGGCUAUCUGGUGGUUGAUCCUGGUCCGAGACUGUCCGGGUCGGCUCGGAUUCUUGUGCUCAUGAACGUGUUAUUUCCGAUCUUCAAGCGUUUCUUUUGAGAAGAAUGGCCGGCGUGGUGCCGGUGGCCGGUAGGCCUGGCCGGAAACAGUGGACACUGCACGAUAGUCCACGUAUUUCUCUAAGAGGGUUACGAUCUCAAUUGGCCGAAGAUGGCUGUCCAGAGUCUCAGGUCGUUCUGGCUAAAGAACUUUUGGAAGAAAAAUGUGAACGAGACGUGGAUAGCGAGGAAAAUGCCAAGUUAAGCGUUUACUGGUUGACUAAGGCUUCGGAGCAAGGAAACUUAGAAGCCACGGACAUACUGAGGAAAUGUUUAGCUACUGGGCGGGGAAUCACCGAGUAUAAUUAUUAUGAUGUAAAGAGGUGCUUGGACAUGUCUCAGGACGAGAAACUAGCCAGAAGAGCAGCUCGAGAAAUGUUCACCAGUCUGUCCAAUGGGGAAGAUUUCAUAACUACAGAACAAAUUCAGAGGCGGAUGCGAGAUCUUAAUCUCCCAUCCACAAGCAGAGAUGGCUAUUCUCGAUCAGAAAAUUACUCUUCGAGCAACUCUCAAAAGUCACUGGGUAAUUCCUACAAAGCUACCUCUGCAAAUGACACCGUUUCAGACCACUCUACUUCCUAUCAAGACAAUGAGAGGAUCGCCGACGCGUCACAAGAUUGGUUGUACCACAGAGGUGAAAAGAUAACGGAGGCAGUACUAGUCUCAGCUGCAACAAGUUAUGCCCGUGGCUUGCUUCCGAUAGUGUCUCGUUCUCUGUGUAUGGUAGAUCCGUCUCAGAUGGCUCUAGAUGCCGUUCCUCUUUUUCAAAGACCUUUCGUCCAUCCUUUAGCUUCUUUAAAACGUCUUUACGUCUGGUUGGUUGAAACUCUGGGUCGCCGUGGAGCACCAAUCAAAAAGAUAUUCUUUGUGCGAGACGUGCACACGCUUCUUCUUUUGUUGUUAUAUUUUUUAUUCGGGACGGAAAACCUGAUACUCUUCAUUCCUACAGUUUUAUAUUAUAUCUCCUUCACAGUCAUGGUAAUAUCAACCUUCCAAAUGUUGCACAGAAAACGCGAGUUGACAGAUUUUCGCGUCUGGUCUGGCCUCUUCCUCAGCUACUCCGGAGGCAACUUAAAGCCCGAAGAGGCUGAAUAUCAGUUCUGUCGAAAUAAUCUAAAACCUUAUGCUCAGUAUUUUCUAGCUUUGCUACUAAAUCUAAUGAUAUAUCCUAUCAUAGCUCAUCAAUGGACGCCACAGUCAGAAUUCACUAUUAUAGCGUUCACCUUGACUCAGAUCACACUGGUAAAUUUCAUGUGGAAAGAUGCAUCCAAUGCACCUGAUUUCUUAGCUCUCUUCAGUUUUGCGGUACACGUACUUGCAAAAUAUCCCUACGAGGCUGACCUAGUCGUGACACAAGGAUGGAGGUUUUUAGAUAUAAGGGUCCCGACAUUCGCUUCAUACGUCGUCGGCAAUGGCAUAGAGUUCUGUUUAAACUGUCGUGCCGUAUUUUAUUUGCUGAUACCUGCUGUAUUUGCAAAAAUGGCAGCAAGAGAUGGCUGGCGAGGAACUUACAAAACACUCAUACCACACUGCGUUACGUUAAGCUGGUGGCAAAUAGCUAUACUCAGUUCACAAGCUGCUACAUGGUACGGGUUGAUUAGGGGUGCUCUUGCAUUAGUUGGGAUGGUGCUCUUUUUACCACUCGCUGGGUUAGCUUCUAUCGUUCUGCCCAUAAUAGCUGCUACUAAAUAUCUCCCUGAAAGUGACUUCGCAAUGAGAGCUGCCGUUACCAUACUCAUCGGUGGAGUACCUUUCAUUGCUUCGUGGUAUGUUCGAAGAACUAGAGUUCCAAGGUUCAACUGGAUCAUCACUUUAAUACAGCUUUUCCUUGGAAUUACCGCAGCUAUAUUCCUAUCGUGGCCUAUCAUAAUGUCUCAUAGAAGGGACAUGAGUGCAAGCUCGUACGAAUCAAUCCCUGCUUUAUCCUGGGAGCACUAUCAAAAUCAUUGCCAUCAGCCUGCGUGGGAGGAAUCAUCGUCAAAGGCCAGGGUCCAAAUUCAAUGUGCUCAUUUGGAAGGCGUACCAGUUUCCUGGGAAGGUUACGUUACAAAUAUUCAAGUUAAGACCAUACAGAAUAAUAUUGCAAUGGUUCUUAAUAGACUUCCGGAUUAUGUCAGGAUACCAUUGUUUUGCUCAUACGGGGAACCUUAUAAGGAAAAGUGUGAGAUGGGUGACGAGCUUAACCGUAAAACAUGUCAAACCCUAAUAAGGGUUCAACAAUGGAGACAUCGGUGUCACUUGUCCUCUUGGAAUAAGUACGAAUUCGAGAUUUCGGUAAAAAUGAAGAGUGGCAUGUGGGGAAGCAAUGCACAAAUCCUGCUUAUCGCAGACCACUCCUUCACGAACUUUAGUUUAAGUAUAUACCCAGGCGAUAAGAUCUGGUUUUCCGGGGUCCUUAUGAAUACUGGCCUACAGGGCGACUCACUUUUAGGAGGUUCGAAACCUCAGAUAGAUUUAGAAGAAGUCGGUUGUCUUGCUUGUCAUAUUUAUGACUUGAAAUCCUACAAACGAUACAGAUACCAAAUCACGUUGACAGCGAUUGUCCACGACAUCUAUCUUGGCGUGAAAACUGUCCUCAAUUUCCUUUUCAAUCCCUUGGUAAUAUUUAAAUAAUUGUAUCAUCCUCCCUCUCGAUUGACUGAACGCAGGGAAAUCCUAGUUAUUUGCAUGAUUGAUUUAAGAUGAAAUUUAAUUUCUUACGUGUUGUACCAUGACCGAUCUAAGUCUACCUCUGCAAAGGGAUUGAAUAUCUAAUUUUCUUCUAUUUCAGUAUUUUAGAUUUGUAUUGAAAAUGGAUAUUCAUACGAGUUUAGAAACAAUACGGGUGCCUUUUUUAUUAUCGGGAUAUCGUCGAGUCACCUCUUUCUAGAUCGUAAGAAGGGAAAAAUGCCAAACGUCCUAAGGAUCACUUUUGUCGGAUACUUGGAGCGUUUGCCAUUUUGGAUCCUCGCAUAAGUACAUGAAGUUUAAACUUAUAAGUUAGAUUUCGUUGAGAAACUUCUAUCUCAUAUUCUGGAGAAUAUAUCUAUACGGUCCUGUGAACAAUAUAUUUUCCUAACGCUACUGCCACUAUAGAGGUCGGAGUCAGAGGAAGAGUGAAUCUAAUAUUUUUCUAAUUCCGUUUCCACUCGUCGACAAGAGGAAAAGAGGGAGUUUAUUUUUAUUCCAGAGUUUUCCGAGAUGUGGGGGAGGAUUGAUUUUUUUUUUAAGGCCGUUCCGGUCGUGAUACCUCCACUGCAUCGCUCGUAUUAUUUACAGUUGGAGUUAGAACGUGACCGGUUUUGUGCACAAUCUUGGCAAAAUCUGUAGACUUCUAUUGUACUGUCGAACUGUCAUUAGGUCUUGAGAUUUUGCAACUGCACAUCCAUGUAGUAGUGGUACAAAAGUAAUGGGAAUUAAAGAACGGUACCCACAAGGUACUAAGGAACUAUAUCGGUGUUACGUGUUUAGAAUCGAACGACUCUGGAAAGUUAAAGUGCUCGUCUGUCAUUCGUUGUUCGAAGAGAUAGGCGGCACUUUGUUACCUUGAUGGAUGACAAUAGCGACCAAAAUUGAAGGGAAAGGCUAAAAUGGGAGAUAGAUGUGCCUUGAUGUACUUAGUUCGACUAAUAGCUUUAUUGAUCCCGACGUAGAUCUUAGAGAAACGUAGGUGAGAUAUCCACUUCGUUAGAAUUAGGAUAACAUAUUCAUAUACAAAAUGUGCCAAUUGAUUUCUUUUAUGAAUCUGUAUAGUUAAGAGUAAAGGGAAGUAAUUAUUUCCUCGAGAAA